AUGUCUGACAAACCGUCAACCCAGUCUGCCUCAAGCACUGCGUAUGCUGGCUAUACUCAGUCAAGAAUGCCGUACACUGCAGCUGGUUAUCCGCAGUACAAUGGAGCGGUGAACAUGGCCAAUUCCAACCCCCUUGCCAACAUGUCGAACCUCAAAGCUACGCUGCCAUCCUCUGCUUCUGUCGAGACUGAGAUGAGCGCAGUCAGCCGUCCCGGAUACAAUAGUCCUUUGAUGAUGUUGCCGUCCGGUCAAGCCGUGCCACUCCCCAACUUCUAUGGCCAGAACCAGAACUCGACUGGAGAUGCUACUUCCCAAUUGCCUUAUGUCCCUACCGGAAUGUUUCCAAGCUUCAUUGGCAACACCAACAUGGCCACAAGCACGCUCCCAGGAUAUGGUUGGCCGUACAAUCUCGCCUCCAAUGUCACAGGGUUCGACCCUGGUCGUCGAGGCUCGUGGUCUUCCGAAGAGAACCCUCCCAACAACCAAAACGUUGCCCUCCAAGGUCAAUCGGACUACUACAACUCCAUGGCUUACCUCCCAACGGCAACCGCCGGCCAACACUAUAUUGCUGGACCCAUUCAACCCAUGAAGUGCCAGGACAACAAAUCGUACGAGAUGGUCAAUCUUGACGACCUCGUCAACCGUGACCCUCCGAUCCCUCGUGCGGUGCCCGCCAUGUGGACAAAUCAAGAAGAGCUCAGCCUGGCCAAAUGUCUCCAAAAUCCCGAGGGCAUCACAAACGUCUACAUUCGUGGCUUCAUGCCGGAUACCACCGACGAGGAUCUCGAACGUUGGGCCUCUCGCUUUGGAGAGAUUGAGUCAUGCAAGGCCAUCAUCGAACAGGACACUGGCAAAUGCAAAGGUUUUGGAUUCGUCAUGUACUAUUCUCCUGCCGCUGCAGAGAACUGUAUCCGUGGUUUCUUCCAUCUUGGCUUUCAAGCCAGCUAUGCUCAGAAAUCUCGCAACUCCCGACUCAAGGACCUUGAAGAUAAGAACUCCACCAACAUCUAUUGCACCGGGGUUCCCAUUGACUGGAAUGAAUCGGAUCUGGCCAAACACUUCUUGCCGUAUCACGCUGUCUCCACCAAGAUCUGCCGCGAUGCUCCAUCCGGAGUCAGCAAGGAAGUCGGUUUUGCCAGAUUCGAAACACGCGAAAUUGCGGAACGUGUCAUCAAAGAGUUCCAUUCUGUCCUCAACGAGCGUGAUGGCAUCAAAUUGUUCCUCCGCUUUGCCGACACCAAGGCUCAGAAGCAACUCAAACAACAGAGUCAAGAGCGUCGCAACUGGCGCAGCCGAGAGUACAGCUAUUCGGUUGAGCACACUCCGUCUCCUACUUUGUCUCGACUGCAGAACGUGAACAACCACAUCAGCCCGAAUGGCAGUUACCAGUCACCUGCUGGCACUACCAACGGCUUCACUCCAGCGACGUCAGUCUCUCCGCCUGAGCUUCCAGGUGUCAACAACAAGGCAGCGAACAUGAUCCGCAGCUCCACGUCGACUUGGCCGAUGCACGGGGGCCUGCAGUCGAUCACCAACACCACCACUGUUCGGGCUUCCCAUCCUUAUAUUGAGCUCCCCCCAAAGUCUGCCGCUUCAGUUACAAUCAUCCCGGACAGUGGUGACCCCGGCAAGAAGACAAAGACACCAAGUCCCAAGAAGGUCACCAUUAAAAUUGAGCCGGCCAGUGGCAAGGAGAAUUACACCACCACUACUCCACAGUCCAGCAAAUGA
Messenger RNA from Fonsecaea multimorphosa CBS 102226, 1731 nucleotides. RefSeq lists its product as uncharacterized. Bases 1 to 1731 code for a protein of 576 amino acids. The transcript has 7 exons. Gene Ontology annotation, cellular component: cytosol; nucleus; ribonucleoprotein complex. NCBI's taxonomy places the organism in Eukaryota, Fungi, Ascomycota, Eurotiomycetes, Chaetothyriales, Herpotrichiellaceae. The record is from RefSeq and is a predicted model, not a curated record. Gene Ontology annotation, molecular function: mRNA 3'-UTR binding; poly(U) RNA binding; poly(A) binding.